Amoebophrya sp. A120 is the source of this 1801-nucleotide messenger RNA. NCBI's taxonomy places the organism in Eukaryota, Dinophyceae, Syndiniales, Amoebophryaceae. The record is from the annotation of a GenBank genome assembly.
CAGAACUGGAUCGCGAAGCUGCGCGGCACCCUGCGGUACGACUUUGCGGCCAAAAUGUGGUUUUGCUGUACCAGUCUGAAGUUUGGCAAGCCCGGGACCGGGGGUCAGUGCUUCUGCGUGCCGAAGACCCUGAUGCCGAGGUAUUUGCGGCUGACGAGUUCGGAAUCUUGUUCUACUAGUGGUGGAAGUGGAAUGUUACACGAUGCAGACGGAACGACCGUGUUCAACGAGUUGGAAGAUCUUCGACUAGAACCAACGCGAUCUUUUUCUGGUGAAAAUGCAAAAACACAAAGCGGAGAGGGAGACCACAUCUGCAACACAAGGUCGUGGUCAUCUUCCAGUUGUAGUUCAAGUUCUGCAAUUUCAACUUCUUGUUCUUCCAGACAAGUCAAUUCUUCUGCGACAGAAGACGUACAGGAAAAAGAAGUCGUGUCCUCUUUAUUCACUUCAUUUUCGUCUUCCAAGAACCCGACUCCGUCUCUUGAAUCGGUGUCCACCGAAGCCACGGUGGAGGAUUCGAAAACUGACAAGGACGCGGUGCGCAACCGGCAACAUUCCUGUCGUCGUGGUCGUUGCGAGGUCUACAAGGUCGCAGAAGUAGUCGAUGUCGAACAAGCUGGUGUACUACAGAGAGAGAAUUCAUCAGUAUGCGACCGGAACUACUACACCGAGGGACUUUUGUCGCCAUCAAGGAAGAGAAGAAUUGAUCUUGAUCGGGAAGUGGAUGAAAAUAUCGAAGCAGCUGCGGCGGCAAGCAGGGCGGAAAUGUCAGCAUCAAUUGGACGACAGGAAGACAAGAAGCUUGACGCUGUGCUUUCCAUCAACUCGGACGAUUUUACCUCUUCUACAGCAUCUCCUGACGAAACAGCAAGCACUCUGACUUUUUUGACGAAUCCUGCCAGCUGCAACGCCGACGUUUUCAGAAGAGAGUACCACGCAGUGGGCGUGGUUUUCCGGGUGCCAGUCCUGAAGCCGUGGCAUUAUCACGUGUGACAAUAUUCAUUUGUCCCUCGAUAUCGAUAAGUAUCGAUUAUGUUGUCGCUUCAAACUUGUUGUGAUUGUGAUAAUGAUCUCAUGCGCCGGGGGGGCACAUGCGGUGCCCCCAAAACAAGGGUCUUCUAGCUGCGCGUGCGCAGUCGUUCUUUGACAAGCAAAAGCAGUGCAGAUCGUUCUUAAGUAUACAAAUUUUUGCAUCGUUACCUUCUCGAAAAAAUGCAGCAGUAAGAGGAGUCGAUGGAUUGUCACACGUGAUACAGCAAGGGAGAAGUUUAUGACCAACUCGCGGAGCCGAAACGAGGAGAUUUGCAGGGUUACUGCUUUAUCAACCGACUUCAAUGCCCCCUCCUCUACAGCUUUCAAUUGAAUCAAUGCUCCAUUAUCCUGACACGUGUUGUUGUUUUUUUUUCAAUUAUUUUUUUUCGUCUAGAAGUGAUCACGACCCGAAUCUCGCUUUUUUUCAUGCGAUCAUGAGAAGCCACACGUAUAAACGCAUACGCAUUGCUCAUGGCUGCACCAUUUUUCAUAGAGACGUGGAUACUCAACAUAUUUAUUCAUUGAUACUACACCGUUGACAUACACAUAGGAAUUUUGCUUAGAACAACAAUGAGCGACUUGGACUUGCCUUCAUGCUGCAAGCACAAAUUUCCGCGCAUCAACAUCAUGGUAUGUGGUUUUAAUGAUCUCGAGCUGCUGCGCCGAGAGUUUGCUUGAGAAAUAGAUUCAAAAAAUUUUGGUUUAUUUGCACCUGAGGUAAAGAUAUGGUUCGUCAUCUGCAUUGUUGCAGAUGCAGGCGGAGAUGUAU